Messenger RNA from Periconia digitata, 1958 nucleotides. The record is from the annotation of a GenBank genome assembly. NCBI's taxonomy places the organism in Eukaryota, Fungi, Ascomycota, Dothideomycetes, Pleosporales, Periconiaceae.
CUUCUUUAUGGUUAUCUGGUUUUUCACAACUCUGGGGUUGAGGGUAUGUAAACUUCUCAUUUUUAUUGCAAAAUUCAGCGUAGUAUAUUGAAUAUAGACCUUGUGCAGCAUAUGAGGACUGUAUACCUUUUUUAUUCUGUUAAAUCUUUCCUGUUUAAUUGUCAACAUCAAUGCACCCCUUCUUCUCAGAUCGUCUUGUUUCAUAGGUGUCGGUGGUGUCCAGGUGCGGCAAUAGCGAGUAAGGCAGGAACUCCCGAGGCAUAGUUGGUAGUUUGAGGCAAUCUGAGCCGGACAAUGCUCCCAUGUCUAUUCCUAACCACCGCCGUGCGUAGUGGUGCACUCUCCCAGAUCACAGCGGAGUGGGUGAAAGCCUUUCGAAUUUACCGUUGGUCGAUCACAACUCUGAUGCAUUCAUAAGCCAUGGAAAGUAAACAAGGAAUAGUAAUUAUUUAAAAACCACAAACAUCGUGUUUCUCGGAACAACUCUCAAUGCAGAGCGCCAAGCGAAACAGAGACGCCUCCAAAACGAUACAUGCGGCAUCACAAAAACAUCAGACCAUUCUAACUAGCAACAGCACAGUGUGGCCUACAGCCGCUUGCUGUCAAGCUCAAUCAAGGCUAGAAAGCCUCCGGCUUGACUGUAAUUCAUGGCUUGGCCGCCUGGCAUUGUUUGACUCCUUCCUCCACACGUCCACUUCUUUACUCCAGAUUUUCCCUCUGACUUUCCCGUUCUCUCUCCAUUCCGUUCUCUGUGGGAUUUCUGUAUAGUCUUUUUUUUUCACUUCUUCGGCCGGUCCGCUUUAAUUAUCCUCGACUAAUUUAUAUUCGCCAUUUCUACACUUAGUGUACAUACAGUAAAGGAAACUCCUGCCAAAAUGUACAGCAAAAUCGCUUUCGCAUCACUCGUUGCUCUAGCAUCAUGUGCCCCACAGAGAGGAGGAAGGGGAAGACAGCAGACUGCCGCUCAACAGGUAGCCCAGAUCCCACAGGGAGUCUCCACAGCUACGGAUGGUUCCAUGAUCCUCGAUGACACUGUGAACAUCAACGGACUUCCCAUUCGCUUCAAGAUUGCUGCACCAGCAGACCAGUUUCUGCCUGCCUCUGGAGUUCCAGGCGCAGCAGCAACAAGCGGUAAUGGCACGAUGGGUGUCAACGUUCUCCUCCAUGGAGACGGUGGAGACUCUUUCGUCAAAUUCCCCAACCAAGCCGUUCAACAAAACACAAUGGGUGUUGUCCUCCUCGCUCCCAACGACAAUCUCUUCUGGGGCGGCGGUUCGGGCCUCCAACGAACUGACGGCGUCGCUCACGCCCAGGCAGUCAACGAUUUCGUCAAGGUCGCCAUGCCCCAGUUAGUAGCAAUGGACCCCAACGCUGUUGUUUUCUCAGGCGUGUCCGGUGGUUCGCUCCUUAUGAGUGGCUUCUUCAUCCCAGCACAGAUGCAGAACUACCCCAACAGUGCUGUGGAGUUGAAUUGCGGUGGCAUGGCACCGCAGGUGGACGUGGUGGAUCCAGCAACGGUCGCCAACACUCGAAUCCACUUCCAAUCUACACAAUCUGAGCUCCAGCUCCUUCAAGGAUCUAUCCCACAAUCUGUAGUGGCAUACGAACAGAUUGCUGCAUCGCAGGGCAUGUCUGCCGCCCAAAUCAACUCUUUGCAGACUGUGGACAACACGCCUGCAGGAGGUCACUGCGAGUUCGACGGUCAGGGCUUCUCCUCUGGCGUGCAGGUCAUGAUGGACAGCUUCUCCAAUGUUGUACAGGGAGGAAAUGGCCAGGUGGCUGGCAUUGGAGCCCCGAGCAACGGUGUGGUCACGACAGGUGUAGUUGGUAACGAGAACAUCAGAUUCGUUGGUGGACAGAAGCGCGCUGUCGAGACUGGGAUCAUCGGGAAGAGGUGGGUCGUUGAAGAGGAAGGCGAUAUUGCGGCGAUCAUGGCUUGCGACAGGAUCUCUUGCUGA